Molecule: messenger RNA, 789 nt
Organism: Gongylonema pulchrum
Lineage: Eukaryota; Metazoa; Nematoda; Chromadorea; Rhabditida; Gongylonematidae
Source: the annotation of a GenBank genome assembly
AUGCGCAAUGUGGAGAUGCAGCAUCCUCAGCAAGUACAACCAAAGCAGGAAGUAGACGAGAGCGGUAGUAAUGGCCUUGCAAGUCAGCAAAAGAUUAAGCUCGGAAAUUUGCAUUUCAUUCAAGACCCAAACGACCCUCAGAAGUGGAUUAUUACUUCGGCAGCAGCUGAUACUCCGACCGAAACAACCGCGCCAGCAGUAUCGUCGUCUUAUCAGCCGGGAUAUCGUUACAAUCGACAGAAUGAAUUUGAUGUUACACCAACUGCUUCUACGGUAGGCCAACAACUGGGAUACAAGCAGCAAAAAACACCCAAAAGAACAGCCUGCAGCUGCCCGAACUGUCAAAGCAGUAUCAAUAACAAACUUGUUAAAAGUGGCGAGAAACAGCGUUUGCACAUAUGCCACCUUUGUCAAAAAACAUAUGGGAAGACAUCACAUUUACGCGCUCAUCUGCGAGGACAUGCGGGGCAAAAGCCGUUCGCAUGCGACUGGGCACACUGCCAGAAAAGGUUUACUCGCUCCGAUGAGUUACAGCGGCAUCGCAGAACUCAUACGGGUGAGAAACGUUUUGCUUGUACUCAGUGUGGCAAGAAAUUCAUGCGCUCAGAUCACUUGACGAAACACGAACGGACGCAUUCAACUGUCAGGGGCCACAACAACGCAGAGUCGGGCGGGCGGACUCGAGCAUCGGUGGAUGCGGCUGUACGGGCCGUGGCAUCUGCGGAAGUAAACUCAUCCCAGGCAAAUUUGAUCAGUACACAACCAUCAGCUCUUAUUAAUUCAAAUUAA